AUGGCACGUUUCAGGCCCCCGACAGCUGUUGGGAGACCUCCUCGGGGACGUGGACCUGGCUUUGGUGCAGGUGGCACGGGGUUCGGCUACAAGGGCACUGGCUUUGGCUACAGGGCUGGUGGAGUCUCCAGGCCACGCACCAUCACAACAGUCACCAUCAACAAGCAACUGCUACAACCGCUCAGGCUGGAACUCGACCUCAGCGCGCACACGGUGAAAUACCAAGAGAAGGAGCAGAUCAAGACCCUCAACAACAAAUUUGCUUCUUUCAUUGACAAGGUCCAACAGCUGGAACAGCAGAACAAGGUGCUGGAGACCAAGUGGAGUUUUCUGCAGGGUCAAAACCACUGCAAGAACAUCGUCACGCCCAAGUUAGAGGCUUGUGUUGGUAACUUGAAGAAGCAGCUGGAAGUGCUGGGGUGCAACAGAGCUCGGUUAGAAACGGACCUGAAAGCAGCACAGCAGGUUUUGGAAACCAACAAGAAAAAGUACGAGGACGAGCGGAGCCAGCGGGCGAGCGCCGAGAGCGAGUUUAUGGCCCUGAAGAAGGAUGCAGGCUGUGUUUUCUUAAACAAAGCAGAGCUGGAAGCCAAGGUGGAAAACCUGCAAGAAGAGGCUGAAUUCCUGAGAAUGUUCUACAAAGAGGAAAUCCACCAGCUCCAGGCCCAGAUCUCGGAUACUUUGGUGGUCAUGCAGAUGGGCAAGAGCCAAGAUCUCAACUUGGGUGGCAUCACUGCCAACGUCAAAGCUCAGUACGAGGACGUCGCCCGCAGGAGUCAGGCAGAAGCGCAAGCCUGGUAUAAAAGCAAGUUGGAGGAGCUGCGAGUCACUGCAGUCAGAAAUGCUGACAGCCUGCGAAGGACAAAAACCAAGAUCUCUGAGCUGACACGGACAGCUCAGAGACUGAACAGAGAAGUCAGAAGCACUAAGGACCAGCGCUGCAAGCUGGAAGCCGCCGUGGCCGACGCUGAGCAGUGCGGGGAAACGACCGUGAAAGAUGCAAAGAACAAACUCUCAGAGCUGAAGCAAGCCCUGCAUCAGGCCAAGGCAGACCUGACCCAGCAGCUCCAUGAGUACCAGGAGCUCCUGAACAUCAAGCUGGCCCUGGACAUCGAGAUUGUCACCUAUAGGAAGCUGCUGGAGGGUGAGGAGAGCAGGUGA
Molecule: messenger RNA, 1161 nt
Organism: Apaloderma vittatum (bar-tailed trogon)
Lineage: Eukaryota; Metazoa; Chordata; Aves; Trogoniformes; Trogonidae
Product: keratin, type II cuticular Hb4-like
Exons: 7
Coding region: 1-1161 (386 amino acids)
Biological process (GO): intermediate filament organization; keratinization
Cellular component (GO): keratin filament
Molecular function (GO): structural constituent of skin epidermis
Source: RefSeq, a predicted model, not a curated record